UAAGAGAGAGGGAGUGAGAGAGCGAAGUACCAGUAUCGUCAUUCCCAAGGGGAAAGACUCCCUCGACUUGGUGACAGUACAGAAUUAAAGACAGAAAGAAAGAAAGAGGAUCAUUAGCUACAAAAUAAGAAAGGAAGAGAGAAAGAAAGAAAAAGAAAGGAGGAGAUAAAGACAGGAGAUAGACAGAAUGGCAGUGGGUUGUGUGAGGGUGGCUCUGGCUGUGUUGCUGCAGCUCUCUGUUUGGCUCCCGGUCGCUCUGCAGUGCUCUGUCUCAGAGAUUCAGACAGGUCAGGUGAUUCGGCUCCUCAAUAUAAUGGUCCAAUCAGAGAACAGCAGUACUGCCAGUGGCUCCACCCCCAAUCCCAGCAUCCUCCUGGCUCUGCGUCUGGCCAGCCAUCAUGACAGUGACACAGAGAGAGGCAUGCUGGCUAGACUGCAGGUUGAUGCAGUGAAGAGAGUCCAAGAAGGCCUCCCCUUCUCCUCAGGCACCGUGGCUCUCUACUGUCUGGCUAUGCAGGCCUCCUGUGCGGACCCGUCUCUAACUCCAGCCCCAGGACUUAAAGGGGGAAAGAAGGCCAUGGACCUCAGAAAACUGCUGGAAAAAAAAACUGAAGGAAAUUCCAAGAACGUUCCCCUCACCAACUAUUAUCAGGUGAGCCUUGACAUACUGGCGCUGUGCAUGAUGGGAAAACCAGUGACAUCACACAGCGUGCAGAGUCUGAUUGAAGCUUCGGAUAACGGAGGAUUUUCAUAUGGAGAGAAAUAUUCAGUGGACACAGCCUCGGUUGCAGUUCUGGCUCUGACCUGCGUGAAGCGCUCUAUCAAGGCCCCUGAUCGUAUGGUUCUGCGUCUGAAGAUACUGAAUGCUCUAAAAUGUCUGAUCAAGAACAUUCUCCAGGAGACAACGAGCGACGGAUUGAUCGGGAACCUUUACAGCACAGGACUGGCCAUGCAGGCCCUGUCAGUCACCUCCACCAACUACGACUGUUCCAGAACUAUCCAGACACUUCUAGAGCGGGCUGGUUCCGGAUCCUUCGAGAACCCCAUGGCUGCUUCUCAGAUCACCCCCUCACUGGAGAACAGAAACUACCUGGAGCUGAACAAGCUAGACUGCAAGGACUUUGAGAGUAUGCGGGCCACCUCCUGGACAAUGGCAUCCUUGAGGCCCGGAAUUGUGCGAGGGUUCCCUCAGUACACUCGUGACUCCAGGUACCCCCAUAACCAGAAAUCCACUGGUCGCCCCCCCACUGCCCCGGAGGGUGUAAUCACCGUGCACUACAGAGUGGAGGACGGCAUUCACUACUCCUUCAAUGACAGCAUCGAGGUGACGGUCCCUGUGGGGUCCUCGCUACUGCAGGUCAUGGAGGAGGCGGCCAAGAUAUCACCUGCAAAAUUCAGGUUCACUGUGGAGCAAAGCAGCUGGGGUCCAUUUGUCACCAGUAUACAAGUUUUAGCUGGGAACACGGAGGAGCGAACAUACUGGCAAUUUCUCACUGGGAGUAACGCUUUGGAUCAAGGAGUUGGUGAUUAUAAGCCGUACGAUGGGGAUUACAUCGUGGCAAAAUUCUCUACAAAUUAACUCUCAGAUUUCCAUCUCAUAAUUCAUGCAUUGUUGGAGGUUGUGUUUAAUUAUCACUUAUUUUAAUCACAUUAUAAUUCUAUGAUUCAGAGGGGUCUGGUAAAGCAUAGGGAAGCAUUGUAAAGCACAUAGAGGUCUGGUAAAGCAUAGGGAAGCAUUGUAAAGCACAGAGAGGUCUGGUAAAGCAUAGGGAAGCAUUGUAAAGCACAGAGAUGUCUGGUAAAGCAUAGGGAAGCAUUCUAAAGCACAGAGAGGUGUGGUAAAGCAUAGGGAAGCAUUGUAAAGCACAUAGAGGUCUGGGAAAGCAUAGGGAAGCAUUGUAAAGCACAGAGAGGUCUGGUAAAGCAUAGGGAAGCAUUGUAAAGCACAUAGAGGUCUGGGAAAGCAUAGGGAAGCAUUGUAAAGCACAGAGAGGUCUGGUAAAGCAUAGGGAAGCAUUGUAAAGCACAGAGAUGUCUGGUAAAGCAUAGGGAAGCAUUCUAAAGCACAGAGAGGUGUGGUAAAGCAUAGAGAAGCAUUGUAAAGCACAGAGAGGUGUGGUAAAGCAUAGGGAAGCAUUGUAAAGCACAGAGAGGUGUGGUAAAGCAUAGGGAAGCAUUGUAAAGCACAGAGAGGUGUGGUAAAGCAUAGGGAAGCAU
Acipenser ruthenus (sterlet) is the source of this 2217-nucleotide messenger RNA. RefSeq names its product cobalamin binding intrinsic factor-like. Bases 188 to 1579 code for a protein of 463 amino acids. The transcript has 10 exons. The record is from RefSeq and is a predicted model, not a curated record. Gene Ontology annotation, biological process: cobalamin transport. NCBI's taxonomy places the organism in Eukaryota, Metazoa, Chordata, Actinopteri, Acipenseriformes, Acipenseridae. Gene Ontology annotation, molecular function: cobalamin binding.